AUGUUUGCCGCGAAAGUUGUUUGGCCCUCUGCUCCUCUCACAGACUCUCUCGUCCGGCACGCUUUACUCAGAGUGUUACCAGAUAUUCAGAUCAGCGAUGCGAAUUUAUCUUCAGAUUCGCGCUCCGUACAAUGGUCCUCCUACGAUGAAAUCGAUCAUGUACUGGUCAACCUGCAACGGGAUACCGUGUUGUCUUCCUCAUAUACAUUUCGAAAAUGUUUAAUCCGCAAACAUUUUUUAUCACGCUCCAUCUUCACCUAUCUGACCAAGAAUCCCGAUUCACUCCUCAGAAAUGCUUGGCCUCGCACCUUCGAGAUUGAAAUCUCAUUUGUCGAUGAACUCGAUGAGAUAUUCGCUGACGAGCUCUGGGAGCUUGCAGAUGAGCUACAGAACUCGAAAACGUGGUGGAUACUCAAGCCGUUGAGUCAAAUCUAUAAUGCAGUUGUACCGCUAUUCACACCGACAACAGUGGCAUGGCCGAUCGUGGCAAUGGGAUCAGGCUGUUUUACGACCGGGCUUCAUUGGAGAACAUAUUCCAGGAGUUUGAGGCAAAUGACACAGAAGACGAAACGAACAGUGAAACGGAAAGCGCCGACGAUACGGGUGUCGUCACAUCACAACUACGCCAUUUUGUGA
Molecule: messenger RNA, 636 nt
Organism: Marasmius oreades (fairy-ring Marasmius)
Lineage: Eukaryota; Fungi; Basidiomycota; Agaricomycetes; Agaricales; Marasmiaceae
Exons: 1
Coding region: 1-636 (211 amino acids)
Cellular component (GO): P-body
Source: RefSeq, a predicted model, not a curated record